This is a messenger RNA of Paramacrobiotus metropolitanus, 1169 nucleotides long. Its product is annotated as trypsin alpha-3-like. The record is from RefSeq and is a predicted model, not a curated record. Gene Ontology annotation, biological process: proteolysis. Gene Ontology annotation, molecular function: serine-type endopeptidase activity. Lineage: Eukaryota; Metazoa; Tardigrada; Eutardigrada; Parachela; Macrobiotidae. The coding region runs from base 142 to 975 and encodes 277 amino acids. The transcript is spliced from 3 exons.
UACUAACAUCUCAUCACUUCGCAUCUUACAGUUGUACUUACAUUUAAACUUACAUUUAAACAAUUGAAGCGCAUUCUGUCAAAUUGAUCUUGCAACUGCUGCACUUGUUUGGAAAUUUUGUCAGUUACAAAAAUUUCCAUCAUGGAUACAAUCAUGCACCCUGUUUUGCUGAUCGCCGUCUUGCUGUUCGCGGGACUUUCCGAUGCGUUCCCAACGCCACACAAAAUUGUUGGAGGCAGCGCUGUUAAUAAGGGUGACCAUCCAUACCAGAUUCAUUUGCAAAUGACCCUCAGCGUUUUCGGCAUCUUUGAGAUGACACGGUUUGGUUGUGGAGGAUCUAUCAUUAGUGACCGAUGGAUUCUGACAGCGGCCCACUGUAUCAAAGAUUACGAUGGGCGAACAACAUUGAAACCGUCGAAGAUGUUGGUCCGCGUCGGUCAGCACGACUCAUCUCUCCUGGAAUCACACGCACGAAACUACAAGGUCCUGCAGGUCAUCGAACACCCCAAGUUCAACCCGGACACCAUGGCCAACGAUGUGGCGCUGCUGGAAGUGGAAACCAUUGCCUUUACUGAAUAUGUCCAACCCAUUGGGAUGACCCAGGCGUCACCGGUUGGCGGAGACGCUUUGACCGUUAGCGGAUGGGGUCACACCACUUCCGGUGGUCAAGCCAGCGAAGUGCUACUGUCGGUGGAAGUUCAGGCUGUCGAUACGAAGACGUGCAAUGCACCGGCGUCAUACGGUGGGCAGGUUGUUAGCGGCAUGUUUUGUGCCGCUGGAAAUGGGAAAGACAGCUGCCAGGGAGAUAGCGGUGGUCCGAUCGUCUCCAUCGUGGAUGGUGUGCACAUUCUAAUGGGCGUGGUGUCGUGGGGGUUUGGCUGUGCUGGACCGGAUCAUCCCGGUGUGUACGUCGAUGUUGCCUACUUCAAUCAGUGGAUUUAUCUAAAUUCCGGCGUGGGCCCGGUAAAAGUGUAAACAAGCCGUAACGGUCUCUUUAAACUGUACAAAUUUGCCGUAAUGUAGCUAUUUCUGAAAGUGCUUUAUUAAUGGUUGCUCCUGGAUUUUUCGUCAUGUUGGAUCUCACUCGUCAGUAUCUUCUCUCUGUGCUCAGAAGUUGAAUGACAGAAUCAGAUGUUAAUAAAGCGAGAAUAACAAUAACAAGAUAAAAC